Messenger RNA from Rhododendron vialii, 447 nucleotides. RefSeq lists its product as uncharacterized. The transcript is spliced from 4 exons. The record is from RefSeq and is a predicted model, not a curated record. Lineage: Eukaryota; Viridiplantae; Streptophyta; Magnoliopsida; Ericales; Ericaceae. The coding region runs from base 1 to 447 and encodes 148 amino acids.
AUGGUUGUCAGGUGCGGCUCCAGUAUUAUUGAAGUCAAGAUUUUAACAGGUGAACAAUUUGACAAAUUGGCCAUCAUACCAAGAAUAUCUUUAUCACCAUCUUCAGAUUUUCCUUUUCAUAUGACAAUGCGUCAAUUUCUAGUUCGUUUGGCAUAUGCUAUGAUUAUUAACAAAUCACAAGGACAAUCUGUCAAAUUCGUUGGAGUCGAUUUGCGCACACCUGUAUUUAGUCAUGGGCAAUUAUAUGUGGCAUUAUCAAGGUACAACGAGUUGGUUGUGAUCGAGAAGUCUCGAAGCUCAAAAGGAACAAUAUGCUUGAAGAUUUUUAGUCUUGAUAUGUUUCAUGUUCUCCUUUUAGAUGUCUCCUUGAGGCACGCAUCUUCAUUAAAUUUUAAUUUGCGUGUGCUGAAUGUUCGAGCCGUGCCUUCAGGCACAGACAUUCGCUAG